CGUGUCCUCAAUCCUUAUUUUGUUCUGUCACUGAUAUAACCUUAAAGUCAAACAUAUUUAUGUUUGUAAUUAAUAUAUAGUGGAAUAUAAAAUUUAUUCAUUCUAAAAUAUAUAUUUUCGCAAACAAUGAGAGUUCUUGAACUUUAUAGCGGAAUCGGAGGAAUGCACUAUGCUUUCAAUGAAAGCAACGUGGAGGGAGAUAUAAUUGUAUCAAUUGAUGUAAAUACAGUCGCAAAUGAAGUCUACAGGCACAAUUUUCAAAAGACAAAAAAUUUCAGCCGAAACAUUCAAUCACUAAGUAUCGAUGAAAUAAGAAAAUUUAAUAUUGAUACAAUUUUAAUGAGUCCGCCUUGUCAACCAUUCACGAGGGUAGGACUAAAGAAAGACAGUUUAGACAAUAGAUCCGAAUCACUGCUACACAUUCUAAAAUUAAUACCUCAAAUUGAAACGCUAAAAUACAUAAUUGUCGAGAAUGUCAAAGGCUUCGAAGCCUCGAAUACAAGAAAUGAACUCGUCAAGUGCCUUGAAACGAAAUUUAAUUACAAAGAAUUAUUACUAAGUCCCUGUCAAUUCGGCGUUCCUAAUUCACGACAAAGAUAUUAUCUACUCGCAAAAAGAAAGGAUCUCAAUUUCUGUUUUAAAAAUCAAUCCCUAAUUAAUUCUCUUCCAGACGAGUUUCACAAAAUUCUACCAACAAGUCGUCAUCGAUUAUUAGCACUAAAAGACGGAUGUUUAACAGAAACAAAUUGUUACAAAUUACGACACAUCCUGGAUGAAGUGGUUGACGAAAAAUAUUUAAUUCCAGAGAAAACACUUCAAAAAUACGCCUCAAUUUUUGACAUAAGAAAUAAUAAUUCACAGGGAUCUUGUUGUUUCACAAAAGCAUAUGGACAUUACGUGGAGGGAACUGGUUCCGUAUUUUGUCCACAUUCUGAGGAAAUAAUAAAGGAGAAUUUCCUGAAACUGAAGAAUUGCAAAGAAGUGCCUUUAGAGGAAUUGCAACCUUUGAUUGAUUUAAAAUUACGUUACUUUACGCCUAAGGAAGUGUCGAGACUCAUGUGCUUUCCAGAGGAUUUUUCCUUUCCAAAUAGUAUCACCAAUAAACAAAGAUAUAGACUUUUGGGCAAUUCGAUUAAUGUUCAUGUCGUUAGUCAAUUGAUAUUUCUUUUAAACCACGAGGGCACAAUCAGCUGACACAGUUUUGGAAUUUAUUUUUAUAUUCUCUUAAUUUCCUUCCUAUCGAUUGUAAUACCUCAUUGCGAUUAAAAUAUUCAGGGUUGUCACAAAAA
Messenger RNA from Leptopilina heterotoma, 1289 nucleotides. RefSeq names its product tRNA (cytosine(38)-C(5))-methyltransferase (gene Mt2). The coding region runs from base 127 to 1194 and encodes 355 amino acids. NCBI's taxonomy places the organism in Eukaryota, Metazoa, Arthropoda, Insecta, Hymenoptera, Figitidae. The transcript has 2 exons. Gene Ontology annotation, molecular function: methyltransferase activity. The record is from RefSeq and is a predicted model, not a curated record.